UGAUUAACAAGACCUUCAUUUGACCUUUCCUCGUGUGCAAGUAGAAUUUCCCGAUACUUUUGACAAUUGACAGUUAUCACUGUAGAGCAGUAGAGGAGUGAUUAGAGUUCAUAAUUAAAAACAUAAUAAAUCCACAAUGACCACCUACUUCAACUACCCCACCCCCGAGCUACAGGAGGAGCUGAAGAAGAUCGCCAAUGCGAUCGUGGCUCCGGGCAAGGGCAUCCUCGCUGCUGAUGAGUCCACUGCUACGAUGGGCAAGCGUCUGACGGACAUCGGUGUUGAGAACACGGAGGAGAACAGGCGCCAGUACCGCCAGCUGCUCUUCACGGCCAAUGCGUGCGUAGCCGAGAACAUCUCCGGCGUGAUCCUGUUCCACGAGACGCUGUACCAGAAGGCCGACGACGGUACACCGUUCGUGAAGCUGCUGGAGAAGCAGGGCAUCAUCCCCGGCAUCAAGGUCGACAAAGGUGUUGUACCGCUGUUCGGCUCGGAGGACGAGUGCACCACACAAGGUCUCGACGACCUCGCCCAGCGCUGCGCCCAGUACAAGAAGGACGGCUGCCACUUCGCCAAGUGGCGCUGCGUGCUCAAGAUCGGCAAGAACACCCCCUCGUACCAGGCCAUCCUCGAGAACGCCAACGUGCUGGCCCGCUACGCCUCCAUCUGCCAGAGCCAGCGCAUCGUGCCGAUUGUGGAGCCCGAGGUGCUGCCUGAUGGUGAGCACGACCUGGAGCGCGCGCAGAAGGUGACGGAGACGGUGCUGGCGGCGGUGUACAAGGCGCUCAACGACCACCACGUAUACCUCGAGGGCACGCUGCUCAAGCCCAACAUGGUGACCGCCGGCCAGAGCUGCCCCAAGAAGUACACACCCCAGGACGUCGCGCGCGCCACCGUCACCGCGCUCCUGCGCACCGUGCCCGCCGCCGUGCCCGGCAUCACAUUCCUGUCCGGUGGGCAAUCCGAGGAGGAGGCAUCAGUCCACCUGAACGCCAUCAAUUCUGUGGACCUCAAGCGGCCGUGGGCCCUCACCUUCAGCUAUGGGCGCGCGCUCCAGGCCUCCGUGCUCCGCGCCUGGGCCGGCAAGAAGGACAAUGUGGCCGCUGGCCAGAACGAGCUCAUCGCGCGUGCUAAGGCCAACGGCCAAGCGGCCCAGGGCAAGUACGUGGCUGGCUCCGUAGCGGGAGUCGGCGCACAGGCCGGCCUCUUCGUCGCCAACCACGCUUACUAAACUAUGAACUCGUUACAUAUUUAUUUCCAAUAUAUUACAAAAAAGAAAGUUUAUUUCAUUGACGAUAAUAUUAGCACAAAUAUCGUAGAGCCACAAAUUGGCGCGCUCGCAAAACAAGAUGGCGCCCGUUACGUCACAGUCUACAAAUAUCGUAGAGCCACAAAUUGGCGCGCUCGCAAAACAAGAGGGUGCCCGUUACGUCACAGUCUAUGUUACAAAUUUAAAUUACAAUAUUUAAAUGUUUUCUCGAAUGUAAUUUUGUAGAAGUGUUGACUUUGAAAUUAGACGCAUGUAGCUUCAUCUAUUUGUGCAUCAUGUAAAGAAAUUAUAUGGAAUCAGAAAUACUAUACCUACACUAUUUAUAUGAGAUGAAAUGUUUUAUUAUUUUAGGUAUUAAAUUUAUUUUGAUAAUUAAGAAAUGUGUUGUAU
Molecule: messenger RNA, 1660 nt
Organism: Aricia agestis (brown argus)
Lineage: Eukaryota; Metazoa; Arthropoda; Insecta; Lepidoptera; Lycaenidae
Gene: Ald1
Product: fructose-bisphosphate aldolase
Exons: 9
Coding region: 137-1231 (364 amino acids)
Biological process (GO): glycolytic process; fructose 1,6-bisphosphate metabolic process
Cellular component (GO): cytosol
Molecular function (GO): fructose-bisphosphate aldolase activity
Source: RefSeq, a predicted model, not a curated record